This is a messenger RNA of Symbiodinium sp. CCMP2592, 7017 nucleotides long. Lineage: Eukaryota; Dinophyceae; Suessiales; Symbiodiniaceae. The record is from the annotation of a GenBank genome assembly.
AUGGCCAGUCUCGAUGGUGCGGACCCGUGGUCCACUUCAGACCCUUGGGGCGGCGGCACUCAAGCUGAUGCUGCUGCUGAGCCUGAACGCGAAGCUGCGCGACCUACUCCUGCUACCGAAGAUCAGUCUUGGGAAGUUCAAGGAAAUGGGACCCCAGGUGAUAGGGAUGCAUCUGGGCCUUGGACAAGGGAAGACUGGGAAGCCUGGCAGGCACGCUGGGACAGCAGAGGCUCUCAAGACGGAGGGAGCGAUGGCGGCAACCACUCUGCCGACAGCAAUGGGGCCUCGAACUGGUCCUGGGCCACUCAGAAUUCCGGCAGCUGGGGCCGCUGGAGUCGAACGUGGCAACCCCAAGGCGAUUGGGGCCGCUGGCAGUGGAUGCCGGCUGACAAUGUCUCUACAUCGACCUCUGCGGGUACUAGCGGGACGGCACCGAUUACAUGGAACAGUUCUUCCUGGACGCGGUGGGACGGAGAUGCGGGGCCUACGACGGGUUCUACCAGUACCUCCGGGACCCCACCGGUUACGUGGACCGCGGCGGCUACUACGGCGAGUUCGUGGAAUGGAUGGCCUGCUGCCACAUGGGGCGCGUCUACAGAGACUGUGCAUCAGUCCUUUGGAGGGACAAAGGGGCCUACGGAACGCCUCAUUAAGGGGCCUACGGAACGCCUCAUUGUCCCCACCUUCACCGGGGAUGCCGAGAACGGCGGCGACCUUGGAACUUCGGCGCGGAGCUACCUGAGACAGGUGAGUGCGUGGGAGAAGAUGACCAAGUUAGCUCCCGACCAACGUGCAUUGGUGCUAUACCAACAUUUGUCUGGCUCGGCUUGGGUGAACUCCGAGUCCUUGAAUGUUGAGGAUCUGGCUCACCCCGAAGGUGUUAGCCGCCUACGAGAAUGGAUUCGCCAGCACUACUUGGACGUGGAGGUCACACAGGUGGGACGUUCUUUGAGUGACUUGUUCAGGAAGCUUCGCAGGCGUCCCCACCAGAGUUUCCGGGACUACGCCGCGGAGUUCAACCGCUUGCUGGCGAGAGUCAUAGAGUGCGGCUGUGCUUUGCCAGACGUGGCCAAUGCUUGGCUCUUCGUGGACAGGGCCAACCUCGACGAGGCCACGGAGGUCAGUUUGCUGGCUAGCGUUGGCAAUAAGUACGCCCUCAAGGCUUUGCAGUCCGCGGCCAUCGUCUUGGACAGGUCAAUGCGAAAACCCUGGGAAAAGGCGGGCUUCCGCGGGAAGCCCCAGAGCGUCAACCAGACCGACGACCUCGACGGCGGUGAGGGAUCCGAUGCUGAACCUCCUCUUCAUGAUGAUCCCGAGUGCAACUCCGAAGAACUCUACCUCACCUACAUGACCGCGAAGGCCCGAUACAAGGAAUCCGCCAAAGCACGGGGAACCGACUACAGAACUGCCGAGGCUGAGACCGACCCGGGUGGCAUCCGCAAGGCUGCCGAGGCCAAGAUCCAGCUGGCGAAGGCGAAAUCCCACUGUUCUGCUUGUGGGCAAAGGGGCCACUGGCACAGAGAUGCUAUCUGCCCUAAGUUCCCCGGCAAUGGCAACCAAGGUUCUGGCACUAAGGCACAGACGAUCCACGUCACCAACGAGGUGUUCGAGCUCACCACGGGCACGCGCGACGGCCUCAAGGCGAUCCUGGAUUCUGCUUGUUCUAAGACUGGCAGCGGGUAUGAUGUGGUUUUUGUCUAUGAGAAGGAGAGCUUUAAGUUCGGAGCUGCUAGCCGAAUCUACGAGUCCACCUAUGCCGCGGUGAUCCUCGUGCCUCUUCUUGAUCACCUCAUCGCGAUCAAGGCUUCGGUGAUCCACGGGGAUAUUCCGCUUCUUCUCUCGAGGCCGGCUUUGUCACGGCUCGGCCUUGUCUUGGACCUUGGAAGCAAUGUCGCUACUUUUCGUGCCCUCAACGACGGCGAGGUCGAGCUUGAAGAGACGACGAGUGGGCACCCCGCUGUUGUAGUUGAUCACUCCAGGCUGGCCAAGCCGGACACGUCGAGGCUCCCUGACAGCUGGGAGCCACAUGGCAUCGCGAUCCUCGGCCCUCGUGAGGUGUACAUGACUGCUUGCAGCGGGGGUGUUUCGGGUGAUGCGCAAGGGGAUCCUGGUGAUGUCGAUGCGGUGACGAAGAUCUUUUACGACAAGAAGAUAGAUGGUGCUGUUAGGGACAUGCUGACGGGUGACGUUCUAAACGAGGACCUCUUUGUGACAUGGUGGGCCAACACAGAACUCGUAAAUGACUUUUGGAUUGAGCUACCCCACAAGCUAGUUCGUGUCCACAUCACUCCUCGAAGAAAGUUCUUUGAUCCUCGAAGAUGGGAGACAUGUCAAACUCAUCUACGUGAUCUUUUACUUCGUCAGCUUGGGAGUGUCAGGGAAUCAUGGGGCAUUGGUUGCAUGUCACGCCGCAUGUUGUCUACCGUGACCGAACAGUGGGCCGUCAAAGACCUUGGAGAGUAUCCAACAUUGUGGGUCGGCCGCAGUGUGUUCAACCGAGCUCAAGCCCAGUUGAUCGACGAGUGCAAGCGCCGGCAGUUGGCGUACAACGAAACCUGGACGUGCCCGGAGCUUCGAACGAUCCUCAUCUCGGACCGGGAGUACGAGACCAAGCGGAAGGGAGUUGCGGUGCCGAAGGGUUUGUCGUCCAUGAACCUGGACGAGCUGAAGGCCGAGGCGCACAAGAUGGCCCCAGCGGACACCGUGAUGACCAUUGGGCGGUUCCGAGGCACGACGUUUGCUCAGAUUCCAGACAACUACGGGGACUGGGCGUCGGAGGAAGAACGCCAGAAUGGAACCAACAUGCACAACGACUUGAAGCGGUUCGUGAUGUGGCGUCGCCAUCCCAGGUCCAAGGGACAGAGCGCCUCGGCAGUGGCGGCGAGCACCAUGGAGCCGACCUUCGUGGACGCGGAGACCUACGCGACGGUGCCCCCGCCGCCCAUCAGCGAGACGGGUUCGUCGUCCUGGGCGAUGGUGGCGGACUACGAGAGUGCGUUCUUCGAGGGGUACAACCCGCAUGCGAGAGGCCGUCCGGCCCUGUGGGGGGAGACCCAGACACCGGUACCAGCUGCCAAGCCGAAGCACCGCUCAGCCAAGAUGAAGACCAAGGACUCCGAGGGCCCCGAGCGCAUGGAGCAGGAGAUCGACCCGGCGACGAUGGACGAGAUCCAAGCACUCGAGGGGCGCUUGGACCUAGGCGCCCCGCCUGGGGCACACGACAUGCACUACGAGCGCGGUGAGGAUUUCAAAUCGUGUUCUUCUGGAUCGGAAGACUCGGACCAUGCGGUUCUUGCUACGCGCCAUGGAGGUUCUCGAGGUCCUAAGGCCCAUCCCGGAGAAGACGCCGCCGGAGCUGCACUCCAUGAGCGGGAUUUCACCUUCGACACCGUCUCCAAGAUCCUUGCGAAUUUUCACCUCAAGCCUACCAACCAUCGCCGAACCGGACUACACGGCGGAAGCGAGGACGGGAAGCGGUGCAAUCUCGGGUACUACGCCUACGGCACCUUCAAGGGAGUUGGCCGCCGGACGACCGAAUGGCCUAAGUUGACUGCCUACCUGAACGAGUUCCUCGCCGACUGUGUCGGGGAGAGCGGUCGCGGGCAAACCCGGGCUACGUGGGCGGCCCUCGCACUACUCGGCGACGUGCCUACCGGGGUCCACACAGACCGGAACAACCUCAAGGGCAGCCUCAACUACCUGGUCAGUUUUGGAAGCGGCAAUGGAGGAGGAAUCUGGAUGCAGGAAAAGGGCGGCGGAACUUGGCGCCGAAGUGGAAAUGGACAAGAGAUCGAGGGGCGAAUCGUCGACGCCCACGAGCAAGGGUGGGAGUUCGAUCCACGGCUCGCCCAUGCCACCGAGCCUUUCGAUGGUGAGCGCUGGUUUCUUGCCGGAUACACCCCGCGCUCUUUCCCCGAGGCCUCCAAGAGCGAAAAGAAGAUCCUGAACGACCUCAAGUUCCCUCUGCCCACCAAGGCCGAGAUCCGGGAGAUCAAGAAGCGUGACGACUACGUGUCUGGCACUCCAGAGAAGGAGGACUUGGGCAUCGGAUACAUCGAGGCGGCGGUCAUUCGCCAUCGGCCCGGCCAGCUCUGGAUUCACAUGCUACCCGAGUGGAAUUGCGACGUUGUGUUCCGCGACUUGGUCGAGGCUAUCAGCUACCAACUUGGGAGGGGAAAAGCUGUGGUACUCGAAAGGGAAGUUGAAGAGCCUCUCCUUUGGGAAAGCAUGGCCAACGGCUGGGAGGAUGCGGGCUACGACGUGACCUACGAUUUCACCGAGGACGGCCACCAGUACAUCCGGGUUGUCCAGGCGCAGUCAGAGGGAGAGAUCCACUCUGUGUACGUUGGCGAAAAUGAAAGCGAGGAGGAGCUGCUUCCCGCACAAGGUGCAGGACGGGAAGUUGAGGACGAGGGUCCCCUACCACGAGGAGCCCGAGCGAUAAGUUUCCCGCCCACUGUCUCCGAGACAAUAGCGGCCAGCCUUCGUCGUCUACACCAGAACCUUGGACACCCCAGCACUGCCGAUUUUGUUCGUCACCUCCGUUUGGCUGGGGCAUCGCGCGAAGUUCUAAAAGGGGCCAAGGGCCUAGAGUGCCAAGUUUGUCAAAGGGCCAAGCAGCCGGCAAUCCCCAAACCGGCUAAGAUCGCACCCUGUUACCGGUUCAACGAGAUGGUUGGCACAGACCUGUUCUACGUCCACGACAGCGAAGGCCGGCGACACCAGCUUCUCUCCAUCGUCGACUUCUCGUCUGCCUACCACAUCGUCGUGCCAGUGCAAAAGAAAGACACCGCUACGCUCGAGAAAGCUUUUUGUGAAAGUUGGAUCCAGAUCUUCGGGGCUCCCACUACGGUUGCGGUCGAUUUGGAGAACGGGUUGGAGAAGUCUCUAGCCCGUAUCGGCGAUUGGACCGGGACUCGCAUCCGCAGCGCGGCCGGGCAGGCCCACCACCAGGCAGGCUACACAGAGCGUCAAGGAGCCAUCUGGAAGUCUCUGUUCGGCCGGAUCUGCGAGGAGCAUUCUGUAUGUCAAAGUGAUUUUCACCUUGCUGUGAGUGCGGUUUCUUCUGCGAAAAACCAGCUGACAAGGACGAGCGGUUUCAGUCCCUGCCAGCAUGUGUUUGGGUCGAUGCCAGGCUUACCAGAAGAUCUCCUCGAAGGCCCUCACGCGGACCACCCCGAGCAAGAGGCGAUCAUCGACGACAAGCACGCCCGCGAGGUUGCUCUUCGAACGGCCGCGCGGGCCGCCUACUUCCACGUCCAGACCGAUGAGAGAGUCCGUCGUGCCCUUGCAGGGCGUGCCCGUGUGGAAAACCGAGUCCCGGAAACCGGAGAGAGGGUCUUCUACUUUCGCAAGACGAAGAACAACAAGAAGGGCUACUGGGUUGGACCUGGAACCGUCAUCGGGCGAGAAGGUGCGAAUCUAUGGAUCACCCGUGCCGGGAGAUGCGUGCUAUGUGCUCCAGAGCAUGUUCGGCUUGCGACUGGCGAGGAACUUGGUCAGGCCUUCAGUAUGAAGGUCGCACAAGAAGACUUGGACAAGCUGUUGAAUGCCGACUCCGACGACCCGGGCGCCUACGACGAGGACCACGAGGAGCAAGGUGACGAGGAGAUGCUCAACGCCGGGGCCGCUGGGGUUGGCGAGAUUGCGUUUGACAUGGAAUUGGACGGGGAAGAGCGACGUGGCCUACGACGUGAUCUUGUUCGUGCUCCUCCUCGCGUUCUAAAACGACAGCGACGCAAGGGCCGCGGUGAGGAAAUGACUGGUGACGGCGGGCCCCGUGAAGGGCCCAGCGAUGUGAACAUGAUCAAGCGAGCCCGCACCCAGCGGUCUCGUGAAAAGCAGCUCGAGAAGGAGAUCCCCUGGUCGCUCAUUCCGGAGUUCAUGAGGCCAAAGUUCCGGGAGAAGGAGAUGGUCCCGUGGCGAGAACAUGUGGACACCGGAGCCUUAGAGGUCCUGAGCGUUGAGGAAAGCGAGCGAGUUCGCCGUGAAGAGCCGGCGAGUCGAAUCUUGGCUUCCCGCUUCGCCUACCGGGACAAGCACCUCGGGCGCCGGCGCGCCGACCCCACUGUGGAAUGGAAGCCGAAGUCGAGACUGGUUGUGGCUGGACACCUCGAUCCAGACGUGGGCAUUGCCAACAUCGAGGUUGACUCUCCCACGGUUUCGAGGGCAUCCCUGAUAUCGUUGCUACAGAUAUGCGCCUCCAAACGAUGGAAGGCUGCCGCAGGCGACGUUCAGGCCGCUUUCUUACAAGGGGUAGAACUCGGCCGCCAGUUGUGGAUGGCACAGCCAAAGUCCGGGAUAUCUGGGUUGGAUCCGAGACAAAUUGCUCGGAUCAGGAAGGGAGUCUUCGGCCUUUCCGAGAGUCCAAGGAUGUGGUAUGACCGGCUCUCCAGUGUCCUUCUUGGCGAGGUUUUCGAUAUCGGCGGAGUUCGACACCGCCUCGUUCCGUGCCCCCUGGAUCCGUGCGUGAUGAUGCUACUUAAGGAUGGUGAGGCUUCUGAACCUGCGGGAUACCUCGCCCUCCACGUGGACGACAUCCUGGUGAUCGCCCCCACUGAGGUCAACCGCAUGCUCCAGGAAAGGAUCGGGCGCCUGUUCCCGAUCGAUGGCUGGCUCGAGGACAGCUUCGAGUAUGUGGGAUCCUUCAUCCAGCUGGACGUCCGGUUUGUGAACCAGCUGUCGGCCCGAGCCAAGGAGUUCCGCGAGAACGGGAUCUACCUACGACCUACCAAGCUCGAGGACGCGGUCUUCCUCGUGUACCACGACGCGGCCUGGGCCAACGCCGAGCUCGAGGAGGCGGAGGAAGGAUUCAAGCUCACGGCCGAGGAGAUCGAGCAGGGCACCAUACGUGGAUUCUACAGUGAGUCCAGGCCGAGGAAAGCCAAGAAGGGAUCGUCCAAGGUCGCUUCCCAACUGGGCCACCUGCUAGCCGUCGCUGGCAUGUCUCAGAUGAGUCCGCCGAAGGCACAUGUGAUCGAGCCCAGCAAAAAGGCCGGUGCGCCUUUGCUUUCUUAG